Molecule: messenger RNA, 432 nt
Organism: Durusdinium trenchii
Lineage: Eukaryota; Dinophyceae; Suessiales; Symbiodiniaceae
Source: the annotation of a GenBank genome assembly
AUGCUGUCAGGUGCGGCCGAAUGCUUGGUUCUCAGCCAGUGCAGUGCAUUGUUUGAGCUAUGUUGCGCAGGGCAUUCUUUGUCCAAGGCCCAAACGUUAUCGCAGCAAGUGAUGGCUCUGCAGUCGCGGCCACCACGUCCGAAUCCUCCGUAUGAGGAGGGGCAGAACACAUGGGUGCGACCUACGUCACCUUUUGCCGAGAAGGGUUACAGUGACAAAGGCUACGGUUGGAAGGGCGGCUAUGGUGGGAAUGAUGGAAAGAGUUACGGGAAAGGCUAUGGCGAUGGAAAGGGCUAUGGCGAUGGCAAGGGGUAUGGCGAUGGCAAGGGCUAUGGCGACGGAAAGGGCUAUGGUGACGGAAAGGGCUAUGGCGAUGGCAAGGGCUAUGGUGGCUGGGAGGGCCGCCAGUACCAAAAUUGGCGCAACUGGUGA